Messenger RNA from Choloepus didactylus (southern two-toed sloth), 960 nucleotides. Its product is annotated as olfactory receptor 5A1-like. Gene Ontology annotation, biological process: G protein-coupled receptor signaling pathway; sensory perception of smell. Gene Ontology annotation, molecular function: odorant binding; olfactory receptor activity; G protein-coupled receptor activity. The record is from RefSeq and is a predicted model, not a curated record. Gene Ontology annotation, cellular component: membrane. Lineage: Eukaryota; Metazoa; Chordata; Mammalia; Pilosa; Megalonychidae. The transcript has a single exon. Bases 1 to 960 code for a protein of 319 amino acids.
AUGGCUGUGGAAAGGAACAUCAGCAUGACGACCCAGUUCAUCCUUCUGGGAUUUUCAGAGCGUCUAGAGCUGCAGAUUGUCCUCUUUGUGUUGUGUCUGGGGAUCUACUUCACGACUCUGGUUUGGAACCUUGGCCUCAUUGUUCUAAUCAGGAUGGAGUUGCACCUUCACUCCCCCAUGUAUUUCUUCCUUGGUAACUUGUCCUUUGUUGAUAUCUCAUAUACCUCCUCCAUUGCCCCCAAGAUGCUCUGUGACUUCUUCAAGGAGCAGAAGACCAUCUCCUUUGUGGGAUGUGCUGCUCAGCUUUUCAUCUUCAUUGGGAUGGGAGGCACUGAAUGCUGUCUCCUGGCAGCUAUGGCAUAUGACCGUUAUGCUGCCAUCUCCAACCCCUUGCUCUACACAGCCCUCAUGUCACCCACGGUCUGUGUGGGGAUGUCCAUUACAGCAUAUGCUGGAGGGUUCCUCACUGGGUUGGCCCAAACCAGCUCCAUAUUCCAGCUCCAUUUCUGUGGAUCUCGAGUCAUUAACCACUUCUUCUGUGACCUUCCACCCUUGCUGGCCUUGUCUUGCUCUAAUACCUUCCUCAGCCAGGUGGUAAAUUUUCUCUUCGUGUGUGCAGUUGGUGGGACAUCAGCACUUGUUGUCCUGGUUUCCUAUGGUUAUAUCAUUGCUGCUGUCAUGAAGAUCCAUUCAAACCAAGGGUGGACAAAGGCUUUCAAUACCUGUGCCUCUCAUCUGACCACAGUGAUUCUCUUCUAUGGCUCUGGUCUCUUCUCGUAUCUCCAUUCUAGUGCUGGCCACUCAAAAGACCAAGAUAAGGUGGUGUCCAUGUUCUAUGGAGUUGUGAUCCCCAUGCUGAACCCUGUCAUCUAUAGUCUGCGGAACAAGGAGAUCAAAGAGGCAUUGAAAAAACUCAGGAAGAAGAAGCAGAUGCCCUCUUUGUGUCUUCUAGUCCUUUGA